This is a messenger RNA of Mustela erminea (ermine), 4861 nucleotides long. It is a transcript of the gene PHLDB2, whose product is annotated as pleckstrin homology like domain family B member 2. The transcript is spliced from 25 exons. The coding region runs from base 428 to 4618 and encodes 1396 amino acids. Gene Ontology annotation, biological process: regulation of microtubule cytoskeleton organization. NCBI's taxonomy places the organism in Eukaryota, Metazoa, Chordata, Mammalia, Carnivora, Mustelidae. The record is from RefSeq and is a predicted model, not a curated record. Gene Ontology annotation, cellular component: basal cortex.
CAGACCAGGCAGCUGAGACCAGCACAGUCUCCCUCCUUCACAUCUGUCAACAUACCUGACUGCGAGGAAGUCCCAGCUGGUGACCGCUGUCUGCAGGGGCCAGGGAAAGCAGGAAAGCAAAUGGAGGGGAACACCUUGAUUUGGUGCUUGAGGAGAAGUGAAAGCCUGUGUUGAUGCUUCUUACCAACGUCCCAAACUCUUGAGCGAGGAUUGGAACAGUCGUGGGCCACCACUGCAGAGUCAAGACGGAAUCUGAGAGGAGAAUCCAGAUUCUAAAACAGCAGUCAAGUUUGCAGAUGAGGAAACGAGUCCCAGACGUCAGGCAGUAGGAAGCAUCCAGGAAAAAGGAUCGAUCCAGAAGUCACUUAGGCUUUCAGCUGCCUGUAGAAGGAGAGAGAAGUGUAUUCGGGUUCAGAUACAGGCCGGCAUGGAUCCCAGUUUCUCUUCUGAGAUUCAGCAGAAGUUCCUGAUGGAGGAAGGCAAUACCCAGAGAGAGGAGCCUGAGCAGGAGGGAGCUGACAAAAUGGCUACCGAUUCCGACAAGAUCAUGGCAGAGCACAGCCACAAGCAGAAGCCGCUCGAUUUACAGAAUGGUAGCUUAGAGGCCAGCUUUGUGGCAAAUUCCCUCGAGGACAAUUCCCCAAACAUGAUGGAGAGCCUGAGCCCAAAGAAAUAUUCCUCCAGCCUGAGGUUUAAAGCCAAUGGAGACUAUUCGGGCUCUUACUUAACCCUAUCACAACCUGUGGCUGCUAAGAGAAGCCCUUCCCCUCUGGGAUCCAAUGUCAGGAGCAGCCCCUCACUGGCCAAAAUCCAGGGAAGCAGGCAGUUCUCCUGUGAUGGAACUGACAAAAGUAUUUCCGUGAAACCGCCCACCCCUCUCCUCAGCACUUCCCCCUCCCUCAGUGGGUACCCACUUGGGAGAGCGGACUUUGAUCAUUAUAUUGGCCGGGACAGCGAAAGGUCCUUGAGGCUCGCAGAGAAGCCUCCCUAUUCCAAAUACAGCUUAAGGAAUAAAUCCCAUGACAAUGUCUACUUUCUCGGGGGGCUGGAAGGCCGAAAGGUGUCCGGCUCACUCCUGACCAUGUGGAAUGGAAGUUCCCUGAGCGACACUAGCCCCUCUCCCAUCAGCAGAUCGGGGGCGGCAAGCAUGCCUUCAAGCCCAAAGCAAGCCAGGAAAAUGAGCAUCCAGGACAACCUGACCCUUCAGCCCAAGCUGAGCCGACACAAGGAGCCGGCCUCUGAAAACAUCGGUUUAAGAACCAGGAAGUAUUCGGGCAGCAGCCUGAGUCACAUGGGAGCCUACAGCCGCUCUCUCCCCAGGUUACACAGGGCCACCGACAACCAGCUGACGCCCCUCAGUUUGCCUCCCAGAAACUCUCUGGGCAAUUCCAAACGAACAAAACUGGGGGAAAAGGAUCUACCUCAUAGCAUCAUAGACAACGACAAUUACCUGAAUUUUUCUUCUUUGAGCUCAGGGGCUUUACCCUAUAAACCCUCCGCAUCGGAGGGGCAUCCUUACGUCAGUUCCACCCUCAGUGUCCCUGCCAGUCCUCGAGUGGCUCGGAAGAUGCUUCUGGCCUCCACCUCCUCCUGCACCUCUGAUGACCUUGACAGGGCUCCCUACUCUGGGCCCGGCCCAGGGCACUCGUUUCCUCCCGGGGACACGUUCGCUGCCAGGAGGAACUUCUCCUGUGGGUCUGUCGAGUUCGAUGAUGCCGACCUGGAGAGCCUCCGACAGGCCUCAGGAACUCCCCAGCCCAUCCUCCGGGAAAGGAAAAGCAGCAUCAGCUCCAUUUCCAGCCGCGAUGACCUGAUGGACUAUCACCGGCGGCAGAGGGAGGAGAGACUCAGGGAGCAGGAGAUGGAGCGACUGGAGAGACAGCGCCUGGAGACGAUCCUCAGUCUCUGUGCUGAAUACACGAAGCCUGACAGUCACUUGUCCACCGGCACCACCGUAGCCGAUGUGCAGAAGAUCAACAAGGAGCUUGAGAAGCUGCAGCUGUCUGACGAGGAGUCCGUGUUUGAGGAAACCAUGGUGAGCCCUGACGCCAGGUACAGGUGCCACCCGAAAGGCUCUCUGCACGAUGCCGAUUCGGCGGUCUUCGGGAGCGUUGGGCAGAGUGGUGCCGGCUUCCUUUCCCCCAGGAGCAUCAGGAAUGAUGAGCUGCUCAGGGACCUCACGCCUGCCUUCCUGAAAACAUCCAGCGAGUCUGCUUAUCUUAGUAUCCUACCCAAGACCCCUGAGGGUAUAAACGAAGAACAAAGGAUUCAGGAGUUGGCUGCAAUGGAAGAGACCCGGAUAGCAAUUUUGAAUAACCUCGAGGAACUUGAACAAAAAAUCAAAGAUAUCAAUGACCAGAUGGAUGAAUCUUCCAGAGAGUUGGAUAUGGAAUGUGCUCUUUUGGAUGGAGAACAGAAAUCCGAAACAACUGAACUUAUGAAAGAGAAGGAAAUUUUGGAUCAUCUAAAUAGGAAAAUAGCAGAACUGGAAAAGAACAUCGUUGGUGAAAAGACCAAGGAGAAGGUAAAGCUUGAUGCUGAAAGGGAAAAACUAGAGAGGCUUCAGGAGCUUUACUCCGAGCAGAAGACCCAGCUGGACAAUUGUCCUGAGUCCAUGAGGGAACAAUUACAACAACAACUGAAGAGGGAUGCCGACCUGUUGGACGUGGAGAGCAAACACUUUGAAGACUUGGAAUUCCAGCAGCUUGAGCGUGAGAGCCGUCUGGAUGAGGAGAAGGAGAACCUGACCCAACAGCUCCUACGUGAAGUAGCUGAGUAUCAGCGGAACAUUGUGACUCGAAAGGAAAAAAUUUCUGCAUUGAAAAAGCAAGCCAAUCACAUUGUCCAGCAGGCUCAGAGAGAACAAGAUCAUUUUGUGAAAGAAAAGAAUAAUUUAAUAAUGAUGUUACAGAGAGAAAAGGAAAAUCUUUGUAAUUUGGAAAAGAAAUACUCCAGCCUCUCUGGGGGAAAAGGGUUUCCUGUCAACCCCAGUACUCUGAAAGAGGGCUAUAUCAGUGUAAAUGAAAUUAAUGAGCCAUGUGUCAAUUCCACGAAUCUGUCCCCUUCCACUCAGUUCCCCGCUGACGCUGACGCUGUUGCCACUGGGCCUACCACAGCUGUGCUGGUGAGCCAGCCACAAAAUAAAGAGCAAAGAUCACCUGUCUGUUCUGGAUUUAUGUUUCCUUCCACCCUCUCUCCUCAUCCUGUCACUCAACCUCCAUCAGCCCCUUGGCCCGAAGUCCUGGCUCCGUCUGUCGAUCCUUUCCCAUUAAAUGACACACCUCCUCCUCUACCAGCUAAGAAACACAGAAGGCAGCGGCAGCAGCAGAAACAACAGCAUUUUAGAAGUCUGGAAGAAAGGAAAAAACAGCAUAAAGAAGGCCUCUAUCUGAGUGACACUUUGCCUCGAAAGAAAACCACACCUUCCAUAUCCCCACAUUUCAGCAGUGCUACUAUGGGGAGAAGCACCGCCCCAAAGGCUCACCUGCCCCUGGGACAGAGCAACAGCUGUGGCAGCGUCCUCCCUCCCUCGCUGGCAACCAUGACCAAAGACUCAGACUCUCGGAGGACGCUCAGAGGAAAGUCCAAGAAAGGAAGAAUGAAUUUCUCAGCAGGAGCGAUUAGUAAUUCCAAAAAUUCAAGUAUCAAAGCCACUAGCAAGCAAGCCAGAGCAACAACACGAAGUAAAGCCAGUGAUCUAACAGGCCAGUUGAGCAAGUACCAAGGGUAUAAUCACCAACAGAUGAGUGAAGGACAAAGGCAGAAAUCUUCUGACUUUUACAACCGCACAGCCUCUGAAUCGAAUGUCUACUUGAACAGUUUCCACUACCCCGACCACAGCUACAAGGACCAGGCCUUUGACACGCUGAGCCUAGACAGCUCCGACAGCAUGGAAACCAGCAUCUCUGCCUGCUCACCUGACAAUAUCUCUAGUGCCAGCACGUCAAAUAUUGCCAGGAUAGAAGAAAUGGAGAGACUUUUGAAGCAGGCUCAUGCAGAGAAGACCCGGCUGCUUGAGUCCAGGGAACGGGAAAUGGAAGCCAAGAAACGAGCUCUGGAAGAAGAAAAACGACGCCGAGAACUUCUGGAAAAACGAUUGCAGGAAGAAACUAGCCAGCGGCAGAAGUUAAUUGAAAAGGAAGUAAAAAUAAGGGAGAAACAGAGGGCACAGGCUCGACCUCUGACACGCUAUCUGCCUGUCCGGAAAGAAGACUUUGAUUUGCGAAGCCAUGUAGAGACUGCUGGCCACAAUAUUGAUACAUGUUAUCAUGUGUCAAUCACAGAGAAGACCUGCCGAGGAUUUCUUAUCAAAAUGGGUGGAAAAAUUAAAACUUGGAAAAAACGAUGGUUUGUUUUUGAUCGGAACAAGCGCACUUUCUCUUAUUAUGCAGACAAGCAUGAAGCUAAAUUAAAAGGAGUGAUAUACUUCCAAGCCAUUGAAGAAGUGUAUUAUGAUCACCUCAAGAACGCUAAUAAGAGCCCUAACCCACUACUCACCUUCAGCGUCAAGACGCACGACAGAAUCUACUACAUGGUCGCGCCGUCGCCGGAAGCCAUGCGGAUCUGGAUGGAUGUGAUCGUCACCGGCGCGGAAGGAUACACGCACUUCCUGUUGUAGGGCCCCGGGCGGCACCGCCCACAGCAGGGCCGACUGCAGUCAUCCACCAGAACGAAGCCAUAUUCCAUCCCAGACCGGAGGACCCGGCGCACGCAUCCCUCUCGCUCUGUAUACUCAGAACUCCUUUUAUAGUAACAGGAAGUCAUUUAUAAAAGAGAAGAAAAGGGGUUUACAUCCAAAGCGGGAUGAUAAGUAGCAAAAGGAUUGAAGCACCUAUGAGAAAAAAAAAACAAAAAACAAAAA